CGGCUGCCUCGGCGGCCCAGGGGCCGCGGGAGGCCCGGGCGGUACCGGGCGGGAGAAGGCCCGGGUCGGUUUCGGAUCCGCCGCGAGAGCCUGCGUCUGGGUCCAGCACCGCUGCUCCCAGUCGGGUGCCCCCGGAGCCGCAGACUUGACGAGUCCCACUCACUUCGUGUCCCCUUCUCCGUUGACCACCCGCCGUACACCCAAGUCACUGAAAUCUGACGCCUUGGAGUCACUCUGAGCGCCUCCUCCGUGCGCGCACAGCCAGUUAAUCUCCGAGUCCUGCUGGCUGUACCCCUCUAACUCUGGAAUCGGUCCACUUCUCUCUCUCCCCAACACCGACCCCACGACAGGUAUCCAGGCUGCCAAGAUGCCAGGGCCAAGACCUCGGAAGGGCCCUCAGGCCAGUGGCCAGGGUGUGGCAGCUGCCAAGCAGCUUGGACUCUUUGUGGAGUUCAGCCCUGAGGACGUGCUGCUGGGGGUGGAGGAGGCUGAAGACGACGGGGACCUGGAGGCAGAGUUGCUGGCUCUCACUGGGGAAGCAGGGACCACGGGCAGGAAACCAGCACCCAAGGGGCAGGCCCCCCUGCCUAUGGCCCACAUCGAGAAGUUGGCAGCAGACUGCAUGCGGGAUGUGGAAGAAGAGGAAGAGGAGGAAGGGCUGGAGGACGAUGCAGACUUGCUGACGGAGCUGCAGGAGGUCCUGGGUACAGAUGAGGAGGCUGGGGCCCUGGAUGGUGAUGAGACAGCCAGCCUGGGUGGCCCUGAGGAGAAGGAACAGGAAAACGAACCUCCGGUGCAAGCAGCUCUCUUGACAGCUCUGGUUCCAGCAGCUCAGGCUGGAGGGCCCCGGGGGCUGCAGGCCCUGCUGGAGGAUCGGAUCCGCAACUACCAGGAGGCUGCGGCCAGUGCUCAGGAGGCAGGUGAAGCGGCCAAAGCCAGGCGCUGUGAGCGCGGCCUGAAGACACUGGAGUCCCAGCUGGCUGCUGUGAGGAAAGGCAAAAAGAUCAGUGAGGGUGAGAUCCCGCCUCCAGUGGCCUUGGGCAGAAGGCCUCUGGCCCCCCAGGAAACAAGCGACAGGAGCCCUGAAGCAGAAGCCCCAGCUGCCCCCUCCGUGGAGCCAGACAAGCCCUCCCAGCCUGAGACAAGCCUCUUGGGCAGCCCUGGUAUUUCUGCCCCACCCGACUCAGACCCAGACCCACGGGCCCUGCUGUUGGCCCGACAGAGAGAGUACAAAGUGGCUGCUCUGAAUGCCAAGCGGGCUGGAGACCUAGACCGUGCCCGAGAGCUCAUGAGGGUUGGGAAGAGAUUUGCUGCUGUCCUGGAGGCCCUGGAGAAGGGGCAGCCUGUGGACCUGAGUGCCAUGCCCCCAUCACCAGAGGACCUGAAGCCCCUUCCACAGGCUUCCCAAGCCCCAACAGCGCCCUCAGAUACACCCCCGGCAGUGGAGCGAAUGCACCCAGUGAUGGCCUCUGACAUCCCAGCAGCCCCUGUGGCCCCUGCUGAGCCACAGACAGUGCUGGAUGCCCUGCAGCAGAGGCUGAACAAGUACCGUGAGGCAGGCACCCAAGCUCGGGGCAGUGGGGAUGAGCGCAAGGCCCGGAUGCACGAGCGCAUUGCCAAGCAAUAUCAAGAUGCCAUUCGAGCCCACCGGGCAGGACGGAAAGUUGACUUUGCCGAGUUACCUGUUCCUCCAGGAUUCCCCCCUAUACCUGGCUUGGAGCCCACCGUGGCUACUGAGGAGGAUAUGAUGGCAGCUACUUUAGCAGCUGCCCGGAAACUGGCCUCCUCAGAGGAUACAGCCCCAGUAGAGGAAGAGGAGGAGGAUGACAAGGAUGAGCCCCCAGCCCAGGCCCCAGUGGCCAAGAAGCCAGCACAGCCUCUCAUCCCUUCAUCGCGGCCCCUGCCUGAGCCCAAGACCUCGAGUUCUAAGGAGGCGCUGAGUCCAUCUGCACGAGAGCAGCUGGCCCUGCUGGAGGCACGGAAACUGCAGUACCAGCGGGCAGCCCUGCAGGCCAAGCGUGGCCGGGACCUGGAGCAGGCCAAAGCCCAUCUGCGGGUGGCCAAAGCCCUCGAGGCUCAGAUCACCCAGGUGCGAGCUGGCCGCCCUGUGGACCUCUCCAAGGUACCUUCACCCUUAACGGAUGAGGAGGGUGACUUCAUCCUGAUCCACCAUGAGGACCUGCGACUCUCUCAGAAGGCUGAGGAGGUGUAUGCUCAGCUACAAAAAAUGCUUCUGGAGCAACAUGAGAAGUGUCUGCUGUUCUCCAAGCAGUUCAUGCACCAGGGCAACGUGGCUGAGACCACCCGGUUUGAGAAGCUUGCUCAAGACCGCAAGCAGCAGCUUGAGAUCCUGCAGCUGGCCCAGGCUCAAGGCCUGGACCCUCCCAGCCACCACUUUGAGCUGAAGACAUUCCAGACUGUGAGGAUCUUUGCAGAACUCAACAGCACAGAAAUGCAUCUGAUUGUUGUCCGGGGAAUGAACCUCCCAGCCCCUCCAGGGGUGACCCCUGACGACUUGGAUGCUUUUGUGCGGUUUGAGUUCCACUACCCUAAUUCGGACCAGGCUCAAAAAAACAAAACAGCUGUGGUGAAAAACACAAACUCUCCAGAAUUUGAUCAACUCUUCAAACUAAAUAUCAACCGAAACCACCGGGGCUUCAGGAGAGUGAUUCAAAACAAAGGAAUCAAGUUUGAAAUCUUCCACAAAGGAUCCUUCUUCAGAAGUGACAAGCUGGUUGGCACAGCCCAGCUGAAACUGGAGCGGCUGGAGAAUGAGUGUGAGAUCAGAGAGAUUGUGGAGGUCCUGGAUGGAAGGAAGCCCACUGGGGGCAAGCUGGAGGUGAAGGUGAGGCUGCGGGAGCCUCUGAGUGGCCAAGAUGUGCAGAUGGUCACCGAGAACUGGCUGGUCCUGGAGCCCAGGGGCCUGUGAGGUGGGCAGCUCUCUGGGCCCUUAGAACCUCUGCCUGGGCCCCAUGGGAACCCUUCCGGUACUCAACUCAUAUCUAAGGAGAAAACCGAGGAAUUUCUCAUCUGUGAGGAAGACCAAGAGGCAAAACUGUUGGGGUGGGCUCAGGCUGGUUCACGAUCUUCAGUAGAACUGGGGAAGGAAGUUAACCCUCCCAGGUCUGUUGUCAGGAAACCCUUCUGAAAAUCUACUUGUACACUCACUGCAGUUUAGACUUCUGUGCUUUGUGCAACAGAGGGUCAAUGGUGGAGUGGAGUCAGGCCAGCGACUCUUCUCCAGCUUUUUCCCCUGGGCUUUGCUGGCUAAAGAAGUCUUUGUACAUAAAGGAGAUGCUGCUACACAAGCACCAAAGACCUGUUAAGCACGUGCAUUACUGACCACGGCUCUGGUCUUUCCUGUUGCUGGCCUCUCCCCAGGCCUCUACCAAAGCAGGCUGGAUUCCAGGAUUUCCCCCCGCCUCUCUGUCCGAGCAGGGAAAGGACAGCCUCAUUGCUCAGCCAUGGAGCCUUGUAACCAACCCCUUAACCCCUGUGAAUCAACUGUUUGCAACUUGCCCCAGCCCUCAGUUGCACCAUUUCUAGACGUGCCUUUAAAAGAUAAAACUGUAAGGGAUGGGAAAGCUCGAGUGUGAUCUGGACCCCCCUCCCCCAUAGGGUGGGGCAGGGUUCUGUGACUGCAGUUGGUCAGCAGCCGCCUGGCCCACACAACGCAGUGACCCCCCAGCCCUGCCUGUGCCUCAUCUGACAGCUGCUGCCGUAGUGUCCCUGCUUCCUGACGCACUCGGUGGAAUUUUGUUCAGGACUGUGUGGUGGGAAGUGAAAGCAAGGUUAUCUUGAGUUAGGUCCAUGUACCUGAGACUGAAAGACAGUUAACUGAGGAAGAAAGAAAAAAAAUUUAUAUAUAUAUACAUAUGUGAAAUGUAACUGAUUUUAUUUAAGAAACUAGGUCUAAUUCAUUGUAGGGGAUUUACGUUCUCACAAAAUAACCACCAAAGUCUUAAAAGCCCUGCUCCUCCAUGUCACUGCCCCGCCCUGCCCCCACCCCUGUCACUUUUUAAAAGCCAGAGGGGCAGUAACAUUUGUUAAUUGACAGAAACUGCAGCUGUGGCUUCCUCUUCAGAGACAGGGCAGGAGAAGCCUUGCCUCUUCAUCUAAUCACCUAGGGAAAUCCCUAAAUUUCUUCCCAAGAAAUUCUUUGGAUUUAUUUUUGUCAACAGAUGGGAGAUCAUGGAGUGAUUUAUAUCAAUAUUUGCAGUAGAUUCAAUGUUCAAAACGGCAGUAGUCUACAUCUCUUAGAAAUGAACUUUAACACCCCAUCUUUCCCCCCCUUUCUCUGCAACAUUAACAAAGCAUUCCUGAAGAUAGUAUUUUUAAGGCUCUACACGAAGCAGAUGCAUUCAACUUACUGGUGAUUGUAGUCCUGCAAACACAAAUUUGGGAUUGAGCUUUUGUGUGUGUGUCUUUUUCUGGGAUGCAGCUGGACCACACUUCCCUGCCCUUAAGAGCAGAGCUUAUAGUGUAACAACAGGGACAACAGGUAACUUCUGAGAGCUAGAAAGCUAGUCUAGCUAAUCUUACUAAAAAUUCCAUAGAUGUGAGACUUAACACUUAAAUGCAGUCAUAUCUGUGUGUCAUACAAGCAGCCAUCUAGAAUGAAAAGGAGGGCUGUCAGCCCUCAUAAGGUGGCCUAGAGCAGAGGGAAACCAAAGCAGGUUCCUGACUCAACCUAGUCUCCCCCUCAGGGUUUGUAAGUGCUAAGAAGGCUUGCAGUUUCCCACCAGUACCAGGAAUGUCUAAACUCAGUCGCCUGUUAGAAAUUGGAUAGCAAGUUUUUCUCUGUGGUUCAAAGAUUUCCCAUCAUAACUUGUUCAGUUUCAUUCUGCUCCACUGCCCUUUGCUUUUUGAAAACCAGAACCUCCAGGCUGAGAGAGGCAGGACAAAGCCUCCCACUGGACUUAGAGACUGAGGUUCUUAAAAGGCCUUUGUUGUAGCCCAGGCAUGCAGGGGUCACUGGCAUGGGAGGAGCCUGCCCAGCCUCAUCUUGUGCUAAGAUUUAUCCAAAUGCAGCAAUUCAGCAGUGCAGAUUAGUGACUUGUGGGCAGUUGGGAACCAGCCACGACCCAAAUCAUUUUUAAAUUUUAAAAUUUCUUUUCAAUUGUAUAGGACAUACUUUCUUCUGAAUACAAUAUGGAAGGAAUUUAUCUUAGAAUCAGGAAGUCUUGCUCACAAUUAAAGGGUAAACUAGUUUGCAUUUUAUUACUUUCCUUUCUCACGGUUCUAUUCUGAAACCUACACUGUUUCUUCCCAGUUUUUGAGUGCUUGUUUUCCAAAUAUUUGUGGGCAGUUUUUAAACACUGUUUUACCCCUUAAGGCAGCUGCUUUGAAGAUGAAACUGUGGGGCUGAGACUGGCAGAAGGCAGCACCAGGAAGCUUCCACCUGGUUCAGUUCCAUCACAGAUGGAUUCUUCCCUUCUCUUAGCCUCAGCUUCCCAAACUCUAGAAUGGACAUUCUCAUUCCUCUUAUGCUCCUUUUCCCUUCUGGCUACAUUACAGUCCUCCAAAUCCCAUUACCGUCAUUAUUAAAAUUAUUUCAGCAUUAUUAUUAAACAACUAUCACAGACUUUUUCUAGAAACAAGUGUUCAGCAGACUUAUUGCCUGAAGUGCAUUAAGUGCAUAAAUUAUUCCCAAAAUGACUAGUUAUGAUAGACGAAAAUUUAGUUGGAAAUUCUGGGCUCACCAGCAUUCAGGAACCAGUGUAGAUGAGGGAAGACACUGGAUGGGAACUUACGCAGGGCAAAGUUCAGUUUAUCUAAAGCCCUAGAGACCAAUCGUAAAGGAAAUGAACUUUGAAUAUUUACUGGAAGGAC
Messenger RNA from Budorcas taxicolor (takin), 5832 nucleotides. RefSeq names its product coiled-coil and C2 domain containing 1B (gene CC2D1B). Gene Ontology annotation, biological process: regulation of transcription by RNA polymerase II. The record is from RefSeq and is a predicted model, not a curated record. The transcript is spliced from 25 exons. Bases 368 to 2929 code for a protein of 853 amino acids. NCBI's taxonomy places the organism in Eukaryota, Metazoa, Chordata, Mammalia, Artiodactyla, Bovidae. Gene Ontology annotation, cellular component: nucleus. Gene Ontology annotation, molecular function: RNA polymerase II cis-regulatory region sequence-specific DNA binding; DNA-binding transcription repressor activity, RNA polymerase II-specific.